This is a messenger RNA of Brassicogethes aeneus, 1761 nucleotides long. The record is from the annotation of a GenBank genome assembly. NCBI's taxonomy places the organism in Eukaryota, Metazoa, Arthropoda, Insecta, Coleoptera, Nitidulidae.
AUUUUCCAUUGAAAAUUCAUAUCAUAAAAUAAGCACUUUAAAAAUCUCACCUGGUCUUUGAUCGUAUCGUCCAUGUUAUCUAUGUCAGUUUUAGUAUAAAUAUCGAAUUAAAAUAAAAAUAAAAAUAUUAUAAAAGUUGUUUUUGAUAAUUAACUAACUAGGACAAUAUGCGUACUAUUUUUGCUUUGGCUUUUUUGGCGUUGGCCUCAGCUGGCCCAUUGAAAGAUGAACCUACUGAAGUGAUCGCCGCUAAAAAAUUUAUCAAUGAAUGCGUCAAAAAUGUAUUAAUUAAUGGACUCCCAGAAAUCAAUAUCCCAAGCCACGAACCACUAAAACUAAACGUAAACAUUACUUAUGGUAACUUUGGAAUCCCAAACAUUUUUGAAAAAUUUUACAUACAUAUUAACAACGCCGUAAUAGAGGGAAUUCCAGAAUUUGAACUCAUCGAACUCGUGUCUCACCCAGAAAAUAACCCAAAUGGAGUUUUCUUUGACUAUACCAUUUCCUGGAAAUCCAUGGUUAUCAAGAACGAUUGGGAAUUGAUUGUCUUGGGAUGGAAAUACGCUGAAGGACAACAAAAUAUUUAUUUGAUCGACACUACUAUCUCUGGAACCUGGAACAUGACCAAUGCCCAGAGUAUGCAACAAUCCCUGGAUGCCUUAACAGCUAACAUUAAAAUUCGAGAUGUUGAAUUGGUCUUGGACAACACCAAACAAGAUAUAUUUGCGAUGAGUUUUGGACGUGUCAUCAACCAGGCCCUGAACAUUCCAGCUGUCAGCGAGGCUUUAUCGGCUGGUCUCUUAAACAAAUUCAACGUAGACUGGUUGCAAAAAGGUGAACGAAUCGACGCCAUGUUGAACUACUGCUGGCCAAAAUAUUAAGCACAUUUAAUGUAUAAUAUAAUUAAUAUACUAAGUAAAAAUAAACAUUUUAUUAUUGUUUUAUUAAUACAUAUAUCGCACUUCCAGUAUUACAAAACCAAAGACGAACCUACUGAAGUGAUCGCCGCUAAAAAAUUUAUCAACGAAUGCGUCAAAAAUGUAUUAAUUAAUGGACUCCCAGAAAUCAAUAUCCCAAGCCACGAACCACUAAAACUCAACGUAAACUUUACCUAUGGUAACUUUGGAAUCCCAAACAUUUUUGAAAAAUUUUACAUACAUAUUAACAACGCCGUAAUAGAGGGAAUUCCAGAAUUUGAACUCAUCGAACUCGUGUCUCACCCAGAAAAUAACCCAAAUGGAGUUUUCUUUGACUAUACCAUUUCCUGGAAAUCCAUGGUUAUCAAGAACGAUUGGGAAUUGAUUGUCUUGGGAUGGAAAUACGCUGAAGGACAACAAAAUAUUUAUUUGAUCGACACUACUAUUUCUGGAACCUGGAACAUGACCAAUGCCCAGAGUAUGCAACAAUCCCUGGAUGCCUUAACAGCUAACAUUAAAAUUCGAGAUGUUGAAUUGGUCUUGGACAACACCAAACGCGAUAUAUUUGCGAUGAGUUUUGGACGUGUCAUCAACCAGGCCCUGAACAUCCCAGCUGUCAGCGAGGCUUUAUCGGCUGGUCUCUUAAACAAAUUCAACGUAGACUGGUUGCAAAAAGGUGAACGAAUCGACGCCAUGUUGAACUACUGCUGGCCAAAAUAUUAAGCACAUUUAAUGUAUAAUAUUAUUAAUAAACUAAGUAAAAAUAAACAUUUUAUUAUUGUUUUAUUAAUAUAUCGCACUUCCAGUAUUUCAAAACCAAAGGGUGAAGGUAAAUUUCUUCUGA